Molecule: messenger RNA, 1083 nt
Organism: Hydra vulgaris (swiftwater hydra)
Lineage: Eukaryota; Metazoa; Cnidaria; Hydrozoa; Anthoathecata; Hydridae
Molecular function (GO): protein binding
Source: RefSeq, a predicted model, not a curated record
AUGUAUAAAAAAGGUAAUAAAGUUGAUUUUGCUGUAAGUAUAGGCAGAAAUGAUCUAAUUAAAUUAUUAUUUCAAUCAGGAGAAACAGCAACAAAAUGUCCAUUUAUUGAUGCUGCAGAAAAUGGUCAUCUUGAAGUAGUAAAAUAUUUACAUUCUAUAGGAUAUAAAUGUUCAACAUAUGCAAUAGAUAAAGCUGCAGAAAAUGGUCGCCUUGAAAUGUUAAAAUAUUUACAUGAAUUAGGAUAUAAAGGUACAGAAUAUUCAUUUACUCGUGCUGCAGAAAAUGGUCAUCUUGAAGUAGUAAAAUAUUUACAUGAAUUAGGAUAUAAAGGUACAGAAUAUUCAUUUACUCGUGCUGCAGAAAAUGGUCGCCUUGAAGUAGUAAAAUAUUUACAUUCUAUAGGAUAUAUAUGUUCAAAUUGGGUAUAUAAUUAUGUUGUAAAAAAUGGACACUUUGAAGUAGUAAAAUAUUUACAUUCUAUAGGAUAUAGAUGUUCAACAGAUGCAAUAGAUAAUGCUGCAGAAAAUGGUCAUCUUGAAGUAUUAAAAUAUUUACAUGAAUUAGGAUAUAGAUGCUCAAAUUGGGUAUUUAAUGAUGCUGCAAAAAAUGAUCACCUUGAAGUAGUAAAAUAUUUACAUUCGUUAGGAUAUAAAGGUUCCACAAAUGCAUUUGAUUAUGCUGCUAUAAAUGGUCGCCUUGAAAUGUUAAAAUAUUUACAUUCUAUAGGAUAUAAAGGAUCGAUAAAUGCAUUUGAUUAUGCUGCAAUGAAUGGUCACUUUGAAGUUUUUAAAUAUUUACAUUCAUUAGGUUAUAAAGGAAGAAAAGAUACAGUUUAUUGGGCUGCAAUGAAUGAUCACCUUGAAGUAGUAAAAUAUUUAAUUGAAUUAGGAUAUGAAUGUGAUGAAUGGAUAAUUAAUGAUGUUGAACGUAAAGGAAAAAAUGCUAAACAACUUCUUAAAGUAUUAAUAGAUUUACAUUCUAUUGGAUAUAAAGGUACGGAAAAAGCAAUUUUUCAUGCUAAAUUAGCUGGUUACCGUGAAGCACUUGAUUAUUUACGUUCUAUAGGAUAUAGUUACAGUUGA